UAUAGCAAAGAGUGUGUGUGUGGGCGUGCAUGUAUGUGUGUGUGUGCUUCUGUGCUUGGAAGUGAAGCGUGCUGGAAGCAUUCCAACCUUCACGAGAUUGAGAGCCGGAAGGAAGGGAUUGGAACCGAUUGAUGGCAAUGUGAGUGGCGCCUGGCCAUGGCGGAUGCGUUCAAGGCGAGGUACAGCAGCGGAGCUCAGAUUCGGACAGGGAAAAUUCGGAGCGCUGCGGCGUGCGCUGCUGCGGCUGUGAUUGUAUCACGGCGCUUGAAGGUUCGAUCACAGAAAUGCACUGCGCGGAAAAUUCUGCUGGAGUUUCAGGAGGCCUGUUACACGCCUUUGGCGCGCCUGCGCCAGGUGGUGGAUGCUAUGGCGGUCGAGAUGCACGCUGGUCUUGUUUCGGAAGGUGGAAGCAAACUUAAGAUGCUUCCCACCUACAUUGAUCGCUUGCCUGACGGGCAUGAGAGGGGUCUAUACUAUGCUGUGGAUUUGGGUGGUACCAACUUCCGAGUACUCCGCGUUCAAUUGGGUGGACUGGAGGGUAGGGUGAUCAAACAAGAGUAUGAGGAAGUGGCUAUUCCUCCUGAGCUCAUGCUUGGAACAAGUGAACAGUUGUUUGAUUUCAUUGCCAAGGAGUUGGUGAGUUUUGUAGCAAGGGAAGGUCAGGACUUCAGAUUGCAUGCUGGUCAAAAUCGAGAAAUAGGAUUUACUUUUUCAUUCCCCGUGAAGCAAACUGCAGUGAACUCUGGCACUCUUCUGCAGUGGACUAAAGGGUUCAAAGUGAACGAUGCUGUUGGCGAGGAUGUAGUUGCAGCGCUUCAGAGGGGUAUUGAGCGAAGAGGGUACAAGAUGAGGAUUGCUGCUUUGGUCAACGAUACCGUAGGAACCCUAGCUGGCGGACGGUAUUGGAACAAUGACGUAAUGAUAGGUGUUAUCUUGGGUACUGGGACCAACGCCUGCUAUGUGGAGAGAGCUGAAGCUGUAUCGAAGUGGGCUGGCGACAUUCCAAAGUCCGGGGAGAUGGUUAUAAACAUGGAGUGGGGGAAUUUCUGGUCAUCUCACUUGCCUCGGACCUAUGUGGAUGAGUCAUUGGACAACGAGAGUUUGAAUCCAGGAGAAUAUGGUUUCGAGAAAAUGAUCUCUGGAAUGUAUUUGGGUGAUUGUGUGAGGCGCGUGCUUGUUAGAAUGGCACAAGAAGCCUGCAUUUUUGGCACCCCUGUCCCACACAAGCUUUUGGAAGCAUUUUCUCUUAUGACUCCAGACAUGUCGAAAAUGCAUCAUGAUGAUAGUUCUGAUUUAAAGGUGGUUGCUGAAGUUCUGAAAAGAGUUUACGGGAUCCAGAACACUACAGUAGGAAUCCGCAAAAUCGUUGUUGCAGUUUGUGAUACGGUGUGCCAGCGAGGGGCAAGACUAGCUGCUGCUGGCAUUGUGGGAAUAUUGAAGAAAAUUGGAAGAGAUGGAAGUGCGGCAAAUGGUGUUAUUAAGCGGAAUACCUUCGAACAGAGUGAUAUGAAUGGUUUUCAUGACGAAGUUCCUGUGCAUUACACAUCGGGCGGCAGAACUGUUGUGGCUAUGGACGGUGGUUUGUAUGAACACUACACCAAGUUUCGAAACUACAUGCAAGAAGCUGUGGUCGAGCUCCUAGGAGAAGGAUCUAAGAACGUCGUCAUUGAGCUUUCUAAAGACGGAUCAGGCAUUGGAGCAGCUCUUCUUGCUGCAUCACAUGCAGAGUACGUCAUUUCCUGAUAAUGAUGAGAAAAACUACAUUGUCUUAUGAAACCUGAGGCUUUGUUGAUUAGAAAUUCUUAGUUCUGAUCGUGAGGGCUGUGUACUUGACUAAUGCAUCAAGGAUGUACGAGUUUGCUUCUUUUGAAGCACAUGGUUUGUUGGCUCGUCAUUUCUCCUGUAUAAAGUCUCUUCAGUCUUCAUCAUUAGUUAUCCUCAUAGUUUCGAGAGUCACUCAGGACGUUACAUUUCUUGGUAACAAAUUAGGUUUUAUUUGAGUACUUUGGAGCAAGUACUCAAGCGAUUUUCUUCUGUACAUCGUCUUGAAACAAAGGUCACUUCUUAAGUCUGGUCCAGCAUAGAGCGGAAUAGUUCUGUACUAAUCAACCUCUGGUACCCAAGGGUUGGAGGCAAUGCUUUUCAGCAUAAAAUGUUUGCAGUCUUCUACUGCGACUGUUCAAUUCUAAACUUCUGUUUUGGAAGGUCCAUCA
This is a messenger RNA of Physcomitrium patens, 2213 nucleotides long. Its product is annotated as hexokinase-1. Gene Ontology annotation, biological process: glucose metabolic process; glycolytic process; carbohydrate phosphorylation. Gene Ontology annotation, molecular function: glucokinase activity; D-glucose binding; fructokinase activity. The record is from RefSeq and is a predicted model, not a curated record. Gene Ontology annotation, cellular component: mitochondrion; cytosol. Lineage: Eukaryota; Viridiplantae; Streptophyta; Bryopsida; Funariales; Funariaceae.